Messenger RNA from Acaulospora morrowiae, 249 nucleotides. NCBI's taxonomy places the organism in Eukaryota, Fungi, Glomeromycota, Glomeromycetes, Diversisporales, Acaulosporaceae. The record is from the annotation of a GenBank genome assembly.
AUGGAUGAUAAAAUUAUUUAUCGUGAUACUCUUCGAAAACGUAAAAACAGAAAGGAGAAAACAUCUAGCCUAUAUGAGGCACGUGUUACUAAACAACGUGAGAAAACUUGCGAAAAAAAAGUAACGGAAACCACUGAAGAACAGGAGACGCGACUCUCACGUGACCGAGAAAGAAAAUGCAAAAAAUUGGCAACAGAGACUGACAAACAACAUGAAGAACAUCUAAAACAUUGUCAAAUGAACCCGUAG